This is a messenger RNA of Bufo gargarizans (Asiatic toad), 5793 nucleotides long. RefSeq names its product 5'-nucleotidase, cytosolic II (gene NT5C2). Bases 171 to 1937 code for a protein of 588 amino acids. Gene Ontology annotation, molecular function: 5'-nucleotidase activity. Gene Ontology annotation, biological process: IMP metabolic process; adenosine metabolic process. Lineage: Eukaryota; Metazoa; Chordata; Amphibia; Anura; Bufonidae. The transcript has 18 exons. The record is from RefSeq and is a predicted model, not a curated record.
CGCCUUUCGACAGGGUGGAUGCUACCUAGUUCUGCCGCACGCUCCGAUUUAUUAAGGUUCAUAGCAAAAAUAGAUUGUCAAUGAAGGAUGAAGCUUCGUGUUACAGUACUUGAGCCGAUUCUCAUUGACUGCCUGCCCAGUCUGGUGGGAAAUGUCUCCGUUAUUUAUGAAUGUGCCGUUCCCAUCUCCGCACUUCAGGCUUUCCCGUCAAGAUGUAUCGUGGAUCUGGUUUAAAAAUGACAACAUCAUGGAGCGAUCGUCUGCAGAAUGCGGCAGAUCUUCCUGCCAACAUGGAUGGCCUGGCCAUGAAGAAGUACCGGAGGGAAGCUUAUCACAGGGUCUUUGUGAACAGAAGUCUCGCUAUGGAAAAGAUCAAGUGCCUUGGAUUUGACAUGGAUUAUACACUUGCUGUAUACAAGUCUCCAGAGUAUGAAUCGCUUGGCUUUGACCUUACUGUUGAAAGACUGGUGUCCAUUGGCUAUCCACAGGAGCUUCAGAGUUUUGUUUAUGACCCUACAUUUCCUACCAGAGGUUUGGUGUUUGAUACUACAUAUGGGAAUCUUUUGAAAGUGGACGCCUACGGCAAUAUUCUGGUUUGUGCUCAUGGCUUUAACUUUAUGAGAGGGCCUGAAAUAAGGGAGCAGUAUCCAAAUAAAUUUAUUCAGAGAGAUGACACAGAUCGGUUUUAUAUCCUCAACACCCUAUUUAAUCUACCAGAAACCUACCUGCUGGCCUGCCUGGUUGACUUCUUUACUAACUGUGACCGCUACACCAGUUGCGAAAAGGGGUUUAAAGAUGGAGACCUCUUCAUGUCGUUCCGCAGCAUGUUCCAAGAUGUCAGGGAUGCUGUGGACUGGGUUCAUUACAAGGGGUCACUUAAGGAGAAGACUGUGGAGAAUCUGCCAAAGUUUGUGGUGAAAGACCAUAAGCUGCCUCUCCUGCUGAGCCGCAUGAAUGAAGUGGGAAAGAUUUUUCUGGUCACAAACAGCGACUACAAAUAUACCCACAAAAUUAUGACUUACUUGUUUGACUUCCAACAUGGCCCAAAGCCCGGGAUUCCUCAUAGGCCUUGGCAGUCCUAUUUUGACUUAAUUUUAGUAGAUGCAAGAAAACCUCUAUUUUUUGGAGAAGGAACUGUGCUGAGACAAGUAGAUACUAACACUGGCAAACUGAAGAUUGGCACCUACACCGGACCAUUACAACAUGGCAUUGUCUAUUCUGGAGGUUCUUCCGAUAUCGUGUGUGACCUGCUCGGAGCGAAAGGGAAAGAUAUCCUGUAUAUUGGCGAUCACAUCUUUGGAGACAUUCUGAAGUCCAAGAAGCGUCAGGGCUGGAGAACAUUCCUAGUUAUUCCUGAGCUGGCACAGGAGCUUCACGUCUGGACCGACAAAAGCUCCCUUUUUGAAGAGCUCCAGAGCUUGGACAUCUUUCUGGCAGAACUCUAUAAGCAUUUGGACAGUAGCAGCAAUGAGAGGCCUGACAUCAGCUCCAUCCAGAGGAGAAUUAAGAAAGUCACCCAUGACAUGGACAUGUGCUAUGGGAUGAUGGGAAGCCUCUUCCGCAGUGGUUCACGUCAGACUCUGUUUGCAAGUCAGGUGAUGCGUUACGCAGACCUCUAUGCCGCCUCAUUCAUCAAUCUCUUGUAUUACCCGUUCAGCUACCUCUUCAGAGCUGCUCAUGUUCUGAUGCCCCACGAAUCCACAGUGGAACAUAUUCAUGUGGAUAUUAACGAAUCGGAGUCACCAAUGGCCACACGGAACCGCACUUCGUUAGACUUCAAGGAUUCUGAUUUCAAGCGGCAUCAUCUGACUCGCUCUAUCAGUGAAAUUAAGCCACCCAACCUAUUCCCGCAAACACCACAAGAAAUCACACACUGCCACGAUGAGGAUGACGACGAAGAGGAGGAGGAAGAAGAAGAAGAGGAGGAGGAAGAAUAAGUAUUAUCCCGAGGAGGAUAUUGGAGAGCUCACUGUAAUAUUAUACUAGGAAACUUUUGUUCUUUUGGAACAAAUUUCCGCGAACACAGAAGAUAUUUUUCUCCCCUAUUUUUGUUAAUCCCGUCCAAUAGUUAUGAAUUCGAGUCACUUUUAUUAACACAGGUUGUACAUUUCUGCCGGAGGGUAUGGAUACUGAUCUGACAUGGCACAGUAUUUACUGAUUCGUGUUCAUAUUGUAGAGUUUUUACAUUUAAUGCCAUCACGAGAAAUGUCGUCUGUGAAUGACGAGGCACAAAUCUCCCAUGAGCACUCGUGUCCUGCAGGCACAACAUAUGUAAUGUGAUUGCCUUACGUGGACGUUGGUUGCGGUAUUCUGCCAACUUCUUAUAGUAGCCGACCCACACAAUGACCAAAUUAUGUUGGACAGCCUUUACCUGAUGUAUAAAUAGAGCAUGGAACUUUUUUUUCUUAGCUAUUGGAAACCAUCGGCCCGACACCCACAGCCUAUGAUUUGUUAUAAGCCGUUCAGAACAUUCUACUUCAUUUAUCUAUAGUGCCUAUAGAAAAGAGGGCACCUCCAUUUGAAAAAAUGGUGCAAAUUGCAUUAGGCUUAUCAAGGUUGGGUAUUUAUUCCUUAAAGUGGCACUGCACUUUGGGAGAGCCUUUGAUAUCUCAUAGGAAUAUGUCAAAAGUUUUGAGACCCCCACCGAUCGCUAGAAUGAGGAGAGAGACGAGCUUGCUUAGCCCUUGCUGAAGUAGACGGCUCAAUAGAAGGAGCGAGGAGAGAGAGCAAGCUAUGCGAGUGCUUCUGUCUCCUCAUUCUAGGGAUCAUGGGGGUCUCAGCACUAAGAUCCUCACCAAUCAAAACAUUUUAUAUGUCCCUAUGACAUAUCAAAACUUUUUCCAAAGUACAGGGACACUUUAAUAAGUGAUGGCAUGUUGCUAAAAAAAAAAUGCAAUGACUUCAUGAUGUGUCCUUUGGAAACUGUUCCCAAAAACUGUAAGCGAAGGGUGCCCUUCAGCUGUUUCGCUGCAUAGUGCUGGUCCCAUCCGCGUGCUGUGCUGGGAACUGCUCCUUUGGAUGGGGCAGUAUAUAUAUUUUUUUUUUUGCAGUAGAUGGAUAGGAGUUCUGCUCUGCAGGGAAAAAAAGAAUGAAUUCAUUGUAACCCUUAACUAGCAGUGACGUGAACACCGCUUUAACUAGGCCUUCACUCUGAGGUUUGUGGAACCCCCACAAUCAGUAAGUGAUAUGCCAGAAUUUCAGUUGAUGGCAAAUCCACCAUAAUGUCCCUAAUUGGGCAUUUGAAAAUAAACGGGUUUUCUUAACCAGACGCCUUUAAAUUUGGCACAUGUCUCUUGGGCCCUUUUAUACGUCCCCUGGAAUGUGACAAGUGAUCAUAUAAGUGAUUAUACAUUUGUGGCAUCACAAUUGAUGAAGCUAUGACUUGCUGUGUGCUAGUUGCACCCAUAAAACGGCUCCCUCUGCUGGUUACACGCAGCUCUGCCGAUGACUUGGAGGUGUAAAUUCUAUAGUCUACAGCAAAUUUCAUUCAAUUUUAAAGCUGUGAUUGUUAUGUUGAUGCUAUUUGACAAGUUCUAAAAAAAACUAGUGUUAACCUCUGCUGGAAUUACUAUAAGGUUUUAUGUUGAUGCUUAUACUGUCUUGGAUUGUUUUAUUGCACCAUGCAGAAAUACUUUAGUCCUUCUUACUGGAGCAGCUCUAUACGAGGCAGCAUACGACUGUACACAUGGCCACCAGACCUGAUAGUGCCCAGGAUCGGCUGAGCUUUUGCUCUCCCACAGCAUAUACUCUCUAAGUACUCGCAGCAAAACCAGAUUUAAUACAUUUGUUUUUCAUUUUAAAGUGAAUGUCCUCCAGUGAACACCAUUCUAUUGUUGUGUGUUUAUUUUUAUUUUAUUUUUUAAAUCCAAAUUGAUCAUUUAUGUGCUAAUUAAUUUCUUCAUAUGCCUUCAUAGGAGCUCCAAAUUACCUGCGUAGACCAAUAUGGUGCCACCACUAGGGGGAGCUUAGAUGCUUACUGCAUACAGUAUGCCAUAAACCCCCUCUAGUGGUGGCUGCAGGCAGGCAAAAGGCUUUUUUUAUUUUUUUAUUCUGUUUAUCUAGGGGAUGAUCUGAAGUCCCUACCCCUAAAUUAAUCUUAAUUUGACCAAACAACAUGGUUUUACAAGGCGGAGAUUCACUUUAAACCCUAUCUCUACUACGUUUACUACAAACAUAGUAGCAUAAAAUACCUUUUGCAGAAUCUUUUGUCUCUUAUUGCAGAAAAUCCUCCCCUAGGGUGUAGAUUCUGCAGGGUGCACUUGACUUACCGUCUGGGGUGACCAUCAGUUGAGCUUGUGUAGCUACGUGUAUCGAUGUGGUCACAGGAUAAGAGAGAUGUUCUCUGAAUGAUGUUUGUCCCUCUACUGUUCAGGGGCCCGAGUACAAGUGUAUAUCUGGCCAUGGGAGACUAUCCUGGUAUGUGAUGUUCUUUAUAACAAUAAUUACCUGUAUCCAUUGUUAGUUGUCAAAAGUUUUGACCAUAGCAAGCAGUCGGGUGGUACGAUUGUGGAGAACCGUAUUCUGGUUUGUACAUAACCCGCCCGAAACGUCUCGUGAGCCAGUAGUAUUCCCAUCCUGCCAUUAGGAUGCUCAGUCACAAGCAGCUGUCCUUGUAUUACUGUAGAUAUAACCUGUAUGGGUUUUCUUUUCCAUUUAAUUUUUUUAUUUUUAUGUGUUUAAUGAUUGCAGAUAUAUACUUUGCCCCUGCAUCCGGUUGACCUCCAGGGCAUUUAACCACAUGCUCAUUCGGUUUGCUGCAUUAUUUUUGUUUACUAAAAGUGACCAAUAGAGUGUAUUUCUUCAGCUUUAUUACUUAGAGCGAUGCUCUGCAGCCUGUGGCCCUUCAGCCAUUGUGAAACUACAGCUCCCAGCAUGCCUUGACACAACAGCUGGAGAGUCACAGGUAGCAGAUCACUGAUUUAGAGCUAUGACUGAAUGGCAGGUCUGGGGUGUAGUCCCAGAUUACCUUUAUACUAAGAUGAUUUACAUAAAGUAGUUUUUACAAACUCAUGUAUCUAUUUAGCAAUUAUGUUACUGUAUAUAUCAUUAUUAUUCCUUCCAUGCUGGGAGUUGUAGUCCAACAACAACUAGCCACCUGCAGGUUGUCUCUGGGUUCUCAGUGUAAAGUUCACUGGUGCCUCCAGCCCAUUACCUUAACUUAUAUGAAGAUGGCCCACACUGCUAUAUACCGCCAUGCUUGUAAGGCUGAGUUCACAUCACCGUUUAGCUUUCUGUUAUGCUCCGUCAGAACAGAAAUUUUUUAAAAAACGCAUCCGUUAUUUUGAGUAUCAGGUAUGAUCAGUUUGUGUCACUUCCGUCAGAGAUCAGUUAUUUUUGAUGGGAGAAAGUACUGCAUGCCGGACAUUUUCUCUGUUCCAAAAUAACUGAUCUCUGACUGAAGUGACACAAGCUGAUCAUAACUGAUCUGUUUUUUUUUUUUUCUGUGAGAAUGGAAAGCUAAACGGUGAUGGGACCUCAGCCUGUGUCAGCAUGCAUAGGUAACCAGGAAAUGGAUCUUCAGCAGUGCUGACUUGGGACCUUAAAGUGAAUGUCCACCCUGGAAUGCAUUUUGUAUCUAAUUAAGUUAAAAUUUUAUAUAUCUUUAUAGUGGUCGAAACCGUAUUUUUCUGAUAAACCGCUCCAAAUACCCCACAUAGACAUAGAUUCAAAAGAUGUCAUUCUGGCUGCCUACAGCCACCACUAGAGGGAGCUGAUUGCUUGCUGUUUAUACAAUAAACAAAAAAAAAACUAAGCAUUUAAGCUCCCUCUAGUGGUGGCUAGGGACAGGCGUAC